Molecule: messenger RNA, 765 nt
Organism: Acanthosepion pharaonis
Lineage: Eukaryota; Metazoa; Mollusca; Cephalopoda; Sepiida; Sepiidae
Source: the annotation of a GenBank genome assembly
AUGUUCAGAAAUUUAAAAUCGAAUUCACAAAAUGAGGCGAUAAACAUUAUUUUUGCAAAAUAUCUAUCUAUCUAUCUAUCUAUCUAUCUAUCUAUCUCAUUCUUUUCAUUUCUAUCUACUUUAGAAAUAAUCUCUAAUCGAAGAGAAGAUUCUCUCUCUUCUUUUCUCCUUUAUGUCUUAUGUGUAUGUGUUCUUUUUCCCCUCUCUUUCAUCUAUUUAUCUGAACUUAUUUAUAUCUCUCUGUCUAUCAAUUUACCUAUCUCCUUCUGUUCAUAUCUAUCUAUCUCCUUCUGUUCAUAUCUAUCUAUCUAUCUAUCUAUCUCCUGUCCAUAUCUAACUCCUUUUAAUCAUAUCUAUCUCCUGUUCAUAUCUAUCUAUCUAUCUAUCUAUCUAUCUAUCUCCGUUUAUUCAUAUCUAUCUCCGUCUUCUAUUCUAUAUGUAUUCAUAUCUAUAUAUAUCUAUUCGUAUCUUUCAUUUAUCUAUCUAUUAUCAUAUUCAUAUCUCAUCUAUCUAUUCAUAUCUAUCCACCUCCGUUUAUUCAUAUGUAUCUCCGUCUGUUCAUUUAUCUAUCUAUCUAUCUCAUAUCUAUUCACCUAUCUAUCUCAGUCUAUUCAUAUCUAUCUAUCUAUCUAUCCGUCUAUUUCAUCUAUCUAUCUAUCCACCUCCGUUUAUUCUCCUAAUCAUAUCUAUCUCUGUUCAUAUCUAUUUAUCUAUCUAUCCCAGUCUAUUCAUAUCUAUCUCUCUGUUCUAUCUAUAUGUAUAUAG